UAUUUGUUAUGUUGGUAAGGUUAAUUUAGAGGACCGGCUGAGAGGACGUCAAAAUAUUUAGAAAGAAGUAUUACCUGUGACUGUGAAUGGCGGCGAUUGAGAAAGUGAAGGUGGUUGUUCUUGGAGACUCCGGGGUUGGCAAAACAUCUUUGACAUAUUUAAUUGCACACAACAAGCCGUUGAUAUCACCAGGAUGGACAGUAGGCUGUUCUGUAGAAGUCAAGUUACACAGAUUCAAGGAAGGAACCCAAGCACAAAAUACUUUCUUUGUAGAACUUUGGGAUGUUGGAGGUUCAAACGGCCAUAGGAAUACUCGAAAUGUUUUCUAUCAGCCAACUCAUGGGAUAAUUUUAGUCCAUGAUUUAACUAAUAGGAAGAGUCAAGUAAAUUUACAGAAGUGGCUGACUGAAAUUUUGAAUCAGGACAGCUCUAAUCCUACAUUCCAACAGGUUGAUGUUGAUCCUGAACAGUUUCUUGGUUCAACACAGAUACCUAUAUUAGUGAUUGGCACAAAGUUUGACUUGGCAGAGGAAAAACAAAGGAAAAAUCAAUAUAGACGGCUGUCUAGUAGCAUCGCAGAGCAAUGCGGGGCAGAUGAAAUAUUUGUCAAUUGCUUUCAGGCAAGAUCUCUGGCACCUGGGACAAGCAACUCAGUGAAGUUAACCAGAUUUUUUGAUAAGGUAAUAGAACGGCGUUAUUAUUCCCGAGUGAGUCCGUUCUCGGACACAAGGCGUAUACCGCCUUACAUCAUGGCGCCCUCAACACCACUCUCCAACAACAGACCUCAGCAAUAUUUAAGCCCGCGUUUCUACCAUAUGGAUUGAUUUAAAAAUGUAUACUUAUUUAUUAUGUUCUGUGAUGAGAUACCGAAGAGUGGCUUUGUAAAAGUCUCUUGAAAAUUAAUAAAGACCUGAUUUAAC
This is a messenger RNA of Papilio polytes (common Mormon), 920 nucleotides long. RefSeq names its product rab-like protein 3. Gene Ontology annotation, molecular function: GTPase activity; GTP binding. Bases 87 to 824 code for a protein of 245 amino acids. The transcript is spliced from 6 exons. Lineage: Eukaryota; Metazoa; Arthropoda; Insecta; Lepidoptera; Papilionidae. Gene Ontology annotation, cellular component: endomembrane system. Gene Ontology annotation, biological process: intracellular protein transport. The record is from RefSeq and is a predicted model, not a curated record.